AUGACAGAACAAAGCCGUGCAAGCAUAGAAAGCAGUGGAAUUUUAUCAAUAGGAUGCCGAGAAAGCCAGAACAUAGACAAUUCAGGCUGCUAUGAAAACGAGCUAACAUUUUAUAGUGAGCAGUCAUCAUGCAUAAGCAUAAAAGAUAUUCCUCUAGAUAAGUCUAGCAUCAGUAGAUAUGAUAACAUUUCUCAGUAUCGUUGCUUGAAAUGCCCUUGCAUAAUAUUUUAA
This is a messenger RNA of Blepharisma stoltei, 231 nucleotides long. The record is from the annotation of a GenBank genome assembly. NCBI's taxonomy places the organism in Eukaryota, Ciliophora, Heterotrichea, Heterotrichida, Blepharismidae.